CUAUCCAAAUACAGCCAUGCCCCCGGUGUCUCAUGGUGACACUGAAGAGACAAUCCCAUAGUUCUCUUUUUCAUGAGAGCUGUUUCUCUGAGAUGAGGAACGUGUGGAGGAAUUGAUGGACAGAAGUUGCUGGAAUUGUUACCUUUGCUGAGCUAGCUAGUGUCUGGUGUAACAGCACCCAGGAGACGUGCUGGUUAGUUUAGUUAGUUAUCUGAGAAGCAGAUAAGUGAGUGGGAGUAAAUAAAGAACAUGUGCAGGAAGAAAGUUUUGAAUGUAAAAAGUGUGAAAGUCUGAAGGUGUGCUAAUGCUAGGGGGGGUCUGUGGGCAUGCCCCGCCCAGAAAAUUUUGAAAUUUAUAUGCCUUCUGGUGCAUUCUCAGUUAAUAAAUUACUCGCCAUUUCCCUGUAAAAUACUUGCAAAAUGUGUAUGAAAUUUCCCUCCAGAUGUGUGACUGCUUGGCUUUCUCAGUUCCCCUCUGUAGUACGCUGCCUGGCUCUGUAACAUAACUACAUAUGCUGCGGCAUGGUCAUGUGGUCCAGCUCAGCCAAUCAGAGCACAAUUAAUCGAUCAACAAAUAUGGCAUACUACAUACUGCUUCGUAUGCCUCGGAAAUAUUACCAUAACACUGAUCAAGCGUCUGAUUUAAACGUGUGGGACAGUCCACAUAUUGCUGAAUGGUAGGCGGGUGUUCAGACAAGUUACAGGAGUUAAAGUCCCCAAGAACGAUGAUGGGCUGGUCUGCAAAACGAGCGAGUGCGUUAUUGUAGCUCUCUGCUAUUCUUUCCCCAGCUACAUCAUCAUUAGACCCGGGCACAUAAACAGGAAUGACUGCGAUCUGCCCAAACUCCGGUGGAAGGUAGAAUGGUCUGAAAGAAACAGUCAGUAUCUCAUAGUCCGGUGUGCACACUUGCUCGCGUAUGCAAUACUGAGUGGCCCAGCUGUUAUCCACGAAUAAACACAACCCACCACCGAUGGAUUUGCGUGAAGUGCGCGCAUUCCUAUCAGCUCUUAAAGUGGUAUACCCUGGCAAUCUUGGAGUUUCGUGAUAGUCUUUAAGCCAUGUUUCCGUCAAACACAUAAGAUUGCUUAGUCUGAAUGCGUUGUCAUGCUCGGCUCUUAACGCAAGUUCAUCAAGUUUGUUGCUUACCGAGCGAACGUUGGACAAAGUGAUGGCAGGCAGUGGAAAUCUGCUGCAGCGUCUCCAGAGACGGUGCCUUAGGCCUCCCCUUGAGCCGCGCUUUUUCCCAACUUUCCUCCUCCUCUCUGGCCAUUUACCAGACUGUCGGAUUUCCGCACAGUCCGCAGGUAGAAUCGCGGGUGGGACUCCAGCUGAGCGGCGGGAAAGCAGUUGCUCUCGGGUGUAGGUCAGAUAGUCUUGUCGGCCUUUUAGGUAGCACCCCCCGGACACAACAGCCAACAGGCAAAAUAAUGUCCGUAGGAAGGCGAUUUUCAUCAUGAUAGUAAAGUGCCGAGUGCAAUAGCAUUUCCAACAAGUGAUAAUCACCCGAGACAAAUAAACUCGGAUAACUACAUUAAAACAAGUCUAAAAACACAAACAAACAAACAGUGAGCGCAGGGUCAGCGGCUGGCCACGCCCCCGGAAGUUAUUAUCAUUAUUCAUGAAUUACUACAGUUCUGAACUUCAAAUGUUAAAAGUCUGGCCUUUGGAGAGAUGAUGGAGACUCUUGGUGGAACACAACGGAGCAAAAUAUUGUGACCCUCUAAUGUUGACCUGAAAUUGGCACCACUGGGGGUUGGCAUUGGGUUUUUGUCCCCACCAGUGUUAAUACCAAACCUACGCCCUUGCCUACAUGUUAUCUCGUUCUAAUUGUUGUUACUUUUAUCCAAAUGACAGCUGGAAAUACGUUGUUACUUUACACUUUGUUGAUCUGGGUACGAAUCUCUGAGAAACUGGAUUGGCAGAAUGUUGCCUGUGAAGAAAAGAAUGUCUUUAUUCCCCUGUGCCAAGUUAAUAUUUACUUAAGUGCAGUUUUUAAGAGCCAUAGGUUGUAUUUUAUUUAUUGUUUUUGUUGAGUGGUUUUGUUUGUUUGUUUUAUUUCUUUAGGUUAUUUAUUUGUAUUUUUUUUUUAGGUUCCACUGUUGAAUUGAAUAAGUUGAUUUAAUUAAAAAGUUUACUGUUCUUUGAAAGGGUGUAUUUGCAUGAUCAUUAUUAUUUCACUAGUGGCAUAAAAUUGUCUUGAAAAGACGUCAACAGUAAUAUCGUUUAUCGCAAUAAUUUCUGAGACAAUAUAUCGUCCAACAAAAUUUGUUAUUGUGACAGGCCUAGUCAUGACCCGAAUUGAAGACAAUUUCGUGGUGAAAUAAUUGGGUUUGCAGAAAAUUCUGGGCAGCGGAGACGAUAUCAAUCACUUGAACAUUGAAAGGCAAGUUUUUAUUUUUUGUGGCUGCUGCCUCAUAGAGGCGAAGUGAGGCAGGAGCCACCAUGUCAUUGUGUUGUAAGAAUGAGUGUAACAAUAGCGCACUGCGCAUACGCGUUACAAUCACCAGAACAGCGAAUCGUGAUCUCGCGUUAUUAAAUGUACACAAGAACGAGUGGCAAAGCCAUGAUGUCAUCAUGUUGUAAGAGUGAGUGUAAUAAUAGCGAAACUUCGUAACCAGUCAGCACUUAUCCUGAUCAAGUUCGAUUCCCCGUUCUGCUUCUUGAUGAACUUCGGAACCAGAAACAAAAUAAGAGAAACCUCAUAACUUCGUCGUAUCAGCAGAUAAAAAGAUAAACGAAAUUCACCUCAUGAUUCGCCGAGGCUACUGAUUCGAUAUCGAGUAAGUGGUGUUUAUUUUAAGAAAACUUGCCUUUUGAUAAUCACAGCUUUUGUUUGGUCCUUCUGAAAGGUCAAAAGAAAGGUUUUGUCAGGGUUUUUUGAGCUUCUUGGCAGAUAGCUUGAGAAGGGGAUACCAAACUUCUGUUAUUCGCCUUAAGUUUUUAAUUUUAUUUUUUAUUUUAGAGUCUUUACACUUGUGAAACAAAAUGUGCUCAUUAGUACUAAAUAAUGCGUCAAAGACAAUUAAUGAACAAGUGUUUUCUUACUAUUUUGAAAAUAAAUCUAGUUCACAGCUCUGUAUUUUGAACAAAGUCCUGGUGCGGCUCACAGCUUGAUGUUUGUAAGAGAUGAGGCGAGUAUCAUUGAGAACGUGUUUUUGCUGUAUUUACUGUUUGGACAUGGGAUCAGAAAACAGUUUUAUUUAUAAGCAGUAGCCACAUGUACCCAUUGGGUUUCUUUCUUUGUUUGAUCGGGUAGUCAGCGCAGACUGUCUGUAGGUGGAGAAAGCCACCGGUCACCGGUGCUUCUGGACAUCUCUGUUCAUCCAAGAAACGUACAUCAUGCACCAAAAUCUAUCUUUGUGCUUUUGAAAUGAUUCAAUUUAAGAGUUGUUCAGAUUUAGUGACUCGUUUUUGAGUCUUCGCACAUCACGGGUGUAAAGCAGGGAAAGUUGAGCGCUUGUUCAGUUUUGACAUGUCUUCAGAUUGGUUGAGGGUGAACAGGGGUUCGCUGGGCUGGUGAACCUGCUCUUGCGUGUUAUUAGCUGGACUGCAGUUCUGCACUGCUUUUUGAAAAAGCCUUGAUGUACUAAAGUCCUUCCCGCACCAUAUGGCACAUUAGGCGGCGCCAAUCUCCAUUUCUGUAGCCCUCAGCCUCUCACCUAUUACAUAACCAGGGUUACAGUGGUGGGGCGGGUCCUCUGGUAAUUGCGAGAGUUUGAUAUACAGAAUGUUUUUUUUUUUAAAGUGUAGAAACACACAGAUACACAAUGAUGCAGUUAAACCUGAUAGUCAUGGUAAUGGCCUGUUAAUAUUUCCUGCAUUACUGCAAUGCUGCAGAUCAGGUCAUGGCCUCUAGGUGGCAGCACUGGAGUAUCACAGUGUGGAUUAGGGAGUAGGGCGCCAUCUGUGUCACGGGGAAACACCAGAGCAGGUUGUAUCCGCACCGUCCCCAUCGGCUUCAUCACUUCCUGUUUUGCUCAGAAGAACGGCACACCCAGACAGCCGACCGUCUGCAGCUCGUCUCGUGCUCGUCUCAAAAUCCAGUCCUCUGUGUUCAAUAAUCCUGAACACGCUCUCACCGGCCUGCACCAGUACUCCCAUGUCUGGCUCAUCUUUCUCUUCCAUAAGAAUGGGCACAUGAGCUAUAAAGCGAAAGUGAAGCCUCCUCGUCUGAAUGGAGAGAAGGUGGGAGUUUAUUCCACACGCAGCCCUCACCGACCCAAUGCCCUCGGCCUCACGCUCGCCAAACUGGACUCCAUCACAGGUGAUGUCCUGCACCUGUCAGGUGUGGAUCUGAUCUCUGGCACUCCUGUACUCGAUAUUAAACCGUAUAUUCCUGAGUACGACUCUCCCGUCACACACACCACGCUGAGCACAGAGCUGCAGCACCAACAGGAAGUGCCCUCUGACACGCCCGACACCCUGGAGGAAGUAGAACCUGCAGAACCGGAGGGUUUGGAGAACUCGUAUGUCUCCUCUCGCCUGGAAGCUGAAGAGAGGCUCAGUGAUGUUGGCGAGUUUUCAGCAGAAAGUGAUGUUCCUGGUGUGCUGGGGGAUGUGAGGGAGUUCCUCCUGCAGGGGGCGCCGUGUUCUCAGGGUGGGGCUGAAGAUAAACAGACUGAUGAAAUGGAAGAGGAGGAGGAGUCCUGUGAAUCGAACAGCAGCGUCGCUUCCUGGAUCAGAAAACCUCCAGUGCGGAAUCUGAGUGUGAGAUUUACUCCGACUGCGGAGAGACAACUCGCCGACUUCCUGCCUCCUCACUGCUCAGACACGGGAAGGCCCAAGUUCCAGUUUUUGAAAAGCCCAGAGGAAGCAGCUGCCGCCAUCCGGGGAGUUUUAUCAGCUGAUCCGAGGUCAGUGUACCGGAGAAACCGCUGCAGUGAUCGCCUCUUCUUCUUCAGUCUGGACACGGCUCACAUCACCUGCUGGUUCGGGGACGGGUUCGCUGAGGUGCUGUGUGUUCGACCCGUGAUGAACCCAGAUGGAGAAACUCCGGGUCCGAGUGAGACGUCCUCAGUCACCUCAUCUCCGAUAUAAACUCUCUCUGAUUCAUACCGGACUCCUAAAUAUAACAUUGUGUGUCUGUGUGUAUUUUCGACUCAUUAUUGAAAUCAUGUUAAAGAUCAUGCUGUUUUGUUUGAUCAUUAAGCGUGCCAAAGUGUGUGUUAAAUAAAAUAUACUGUUUUUAUUCAUCA
Neoarius graeffei (lesser salmon catfish) is the source of this 5195-nucleotide messenger RNA. It is a transcript of the gene trmo, whose product is annotated as tRNA methyltransferase O. The coding region runs from base 3829 to 5037 and encodes 402 amino acids. NCBI's taxonomy places the organism in Eukaryota, Metazoa, Chordata, Actinopteri, Siluriformes, Ariidae. The transcript has 5 exons. The record is from RefSeq and is a predicted model, not a curated record.